AUGGUCUUCCCGUUCCAGCUUGCCCAUGUUUUCUCCGUUGCGUUCGAAGAGGAGCUGUCAACUGAGUGGAACAGUGCGAGCCUUGUCUCCUUUUUUGCAGCAGCAGCUGUCCAAAAUUUGAGAGCGGCUUUGACAGGUAUGCUACUGAAGACUCCAGAGCUCAUCGAAAAUGAGCAAGGCCUUCACACUGUCACCUCUUCCCAGGCUUCAGCCAUGCUGGGCCUUCUAAAACUGGACUUCCUCGACAGAACCCAGCGCUUCAUUGAUGUGGAGGGCGGCAUGCUGGUCGAGUACGUCAAGACAGUUGAAGAAGGUCGCAGGGGCCAGCAGAUUUGGGGAGAGAUGUCGUCCCCUUUAGUCACUGUUUGUUUCUUGCGGGGUUAA
Cladocopium goreaui is the source of this 384-nucleotide messenger RNA. The record is from the annotation of a GenBank genome assembly. NCBI's taxonomy places the organism in Eukaryota, Dinophyceae, Suessiales, Symbiodiniaceae.